Molecule: messenger RNA, 663 nt
Organism: Aegilops tauschii subsp. strangulata
Lineage: Eukaryota; Viridiplantae; Streptophyta; Magnoliopsida; Poales; Poaceae
Product: putative serpin-Z8
Molecular function (GO): serine-type endopeptidase inhibitor activity
Source: RefSeq, a predicted model, not a curated record
AUGAUGGCCUGGCGGAGCAACAACAAGUCGCGGCAGUCCGGCUCUGGCCUGGCGGACCUCGCCACCCGCCUCACCAAGUGCCUGGCCGAUGCAAACCCUAGCACCAAGCUCGUCUUCUCGCCGCUGUCCAUCUACGUCGCCGUCGCGCUCCUGGCGCCCGGCGCCCGGGGAGGCACCCUGGACGAGGUCCUGCGCCUCCUCGGGGCGCGCUCCCGCGAGGAGCUGGAGGUGUCCAUCUCGCGCAUGGCCGACGACGCGCUCCAGGACCGGUCGAGAUCCGGCGGGACGAGCGUCGCGUCCGCGUGCGGGGUGUGGAACGACAAAAGGCGUCCGCUGAAGCCGGCUUACCGCGAGGCCGUCAUCGGCACGUACAGAGCACAGGCGGAGACCUUGGAUAUCAGGGAGAACGCGGUGGCGGCGGCGCAACACAUCAACGCCUGGGUCGCCGAGGUCACCAGGAACCUCAUCAAGGACGUCGUCUCUGCAGAAACCAUUGACUCGGCCGACGUCGUGCUCACCAACACCAUAUACUUCAAAGGCAGGUGGAACCUGCCAUUCGACGAGAGGGACACCAGAGAUAGGCCGUUCCACCGGCUUAGACCGAACCGCCAUCGACACGCCCUUCAUGUACAACCCCGCCCGCCACUUCAUCGCCGUGCAUGA